AUGAACUUAUAAAUAGGCGAUGAAAUUGAUAAUGAAAUUGGUGAUAAAAUAGUGUAAAAAAUAUAUAAUGAAAUAGGCGACUAAAUUGGCGACUAUAUAAACAAUAAAAUUGGAGAUAAAAAGGCACUGUAAAAGGCGAUGAAAUAAGGGAUGAUAUAUGUGAUUAAAAAGGGAAUGAAAUAAAAAGGGAUGAAAAUAUGA
Messenger RNA from Paramecium tetraurelia, 201 nucleotides. RefSeq lists its product as uncharacterized. The transcript has a single exon. The record is from RefSeq and is a predicted model, not a curated record. Lineage: Eukaryota; Ciliophora; Oligohymenophorea; Peniculida; Parameciidae.